AUGGCUCGAUCCCAAUCUCUCUUCACCACCGUGGUAACAUCAUGGGCAGUCUUUGCAGGCUUGACACGAUGUGCCCCUCUCGGCGCGAACGCAACGUCGGACGCAACGUGUGACUGCUAUAAAGCCGAAGCAACCUCCACGAACUUCUUCGAUCAUCGUAAGUUCUUCGAUUUCCGAGACAUGGCUGGGGCUGCGGUCCCAGCCCCCAUCGACGGCCGGGACCAAGACGCCGGCGCCCCGUUGACCAACGCCUACUUCUCAACCGCCGAAUGGACCGACACCUGGGGCAUACAGACGUGGCCUACCAGUGGAGGCCCUGUGUACAGGGUCAAUUCGCCGAACAACGUCUACAUAGAGGCGGACACCGACGCCAGCCCGGCGUCGAGGACCCACCUCACGAUGAGGACUCUGCGGCAGUCGGACUAUCAGUCGACUGCCGAGUUCGAGUCCAAGUCUCCCCAGUACCAGUACCUGUCCGUACGGAUGUUGGCACGGACGCAGGGCGACGGCGGCGCGGUCACGUCGAUGUCCACGUACCUUGGAGGCGCCCCCGUGCAGGAGGCCGACCUGGAGAUCAGGACCGAUACAGCGACGAACAUAGCCCAGUACACCAACCAGCCCGGUACGGUCGACGGAGAGGUGGUCCCCGAUGCGACCCACGUGACCACUCUGGCCACGCCCUGGACCGACUGA
Messenger RNA from Anthostomella pinea, 693 nucleotides. Lineage: Eukaryota; Fungi; Ascomycota; Sordariomycetes; Xylariales; Xylariaceae. The record is from the annotation of a GenBank genome assembly.